UCAGUAGGUACUCAACCACACGUACCUACCUACCUAUUUCGAUAAUCUUUUAUAUUCAAAACACCGAAAAUGUUGUUCGCGUUUAUGUUAGCGUCGGCGUUGGCCGCGACCACCGCGGUGCUCGGCCGUUCGACCGAAUCGUCACCGGCGUUGCAGAUGACCCUCGUCGAAGAAGACCAAAUCGAAGGCCAAUACGAAGAGACGAGACAGAUCUUGGCCACGGACGACCGAUCGUCCAACUUGAAGUACGUGAUGGCCAUACAGAGCUCGAGCAUUUGGACGGAGAUCAAGAAACGGUCGUUGACGAUCAACGCGCCGCAGGGGUUGAACGACGUCGCGACCGACAAAUCGCCAGAAAACUUGUCGGACGCAGAACUGGCGCUGCUCAAGCAAGCGUGCCACGACGGGCUCAAGUGCGUGGCCGUCGACCAGCUGUUGGUGCUCAACUCGGUCCGAGAACCGCUCGGCGACGGCUACACGUCCGUGCGCACGGCCAUCACCAAGAUCACCGAGGUGAUUACCCAGUAUACGGACGAGUACCACGAGGACGUUUACGAGUACGAGGCGGUCACGCAGUCCGACGACUCGUCCAAAGUGUACGAAUCGGUGACCACCAUAGUGGAGGACAACAAGGAACUGUGUCAGAUCGACGUCGCGGCGCCGACGACGGCGGGCGAAAGCUAUCGCGAACAGGUCGUCGGAUACGCCGACGGCGGCAGCAAUACUGGGUCUGCGCCUCCUCAGAUCGUCAACAACGACGUCACCAUCAACUACAACGAGAUCGGAAACUAUAAUGUCAAUAACGGCACGGUCAACAGUGCCAACAUCGAAAUUCCGCCGACCGCCGACGGAGCCGUCGUUACGAUGGGCACCGAUGACCUGCCCAAAAACCGUUCAUCGGACCGUCGGUACGGCGACGCUGUCAACGGUACGUCGACCGGCGACAAGACCGAUUCUGUCAAAUCCGUCAAAAACGAUGCCGGACGGAAUGACGUUCGGGGCAGUGGUAUGGCCGACAGGCACGCCGAACCCGUCUCGACCGCCAACGACCGCACCGGGUACGCACCCCCUCUCAAGCGCCGCCAACCGCUCGCGAUCGCCGACGGACCUUCCGGUAACAGUGGUUCCGCCGACACGGGAGACGCGAAUAAGAACGCGGUGACGCUGGAUAACAGUGCGGGUUCUGGGCACAACGAAUCCGACGCAGACAUCGUCAGCGCUGGCUCUAACAACAAACACGACAUCCGCAAAGGUAUGGUCGAGGACGGUUAUUUCAACAACGGUAACAUGAAAGUCAAAAACUCCGACCACAGUAACCGCAACAAGGGUACCAUAAAAGACAGCAACGUCAAAAACGGUAUCCUCAACGUCGGCACUGUCAACAACGGACCGGUCAACUACGGCACGGCCAGCGAUUACACCAAUAACGGCACCGUCGCGGACCUAAACAGUUUCGACGUCCAGAAGUACGCCAAUUCCAUCGACCAAAUGUAUUCGGCGAUAUUAAACAAACUCGCCGCCAAACAAUAAUUCAUUAUUUCUGUGUAGUUCACCGUAGUUUUAUUUCAUUGUUCUAACAACCGUAUUUUGAUUAUCGUUAUUAAUUAUUAUUGUAGUUGUGUGUGACUCUGUCGCGUUGCAGAGAAUUAUUUAUUUUUAUUUUAUUUAAAUCUGUCAUGGGCGUAUUUAUCUUGUGUUAUCUUGUGGGUUUUUAUUUGUGUUAAUAAAUUAUUUAUUGUAUAAUUUAA
This is a messenger RNA of Melanaphis sacchari, 1748 nucleotides long. RefSeq lists its product as uncharacterized. The coding region runs from base 70 to 1530 and encodes 486 amino acids. The transcript has a single exon. The record is from RefSeq and is a predicted model, not a curated record. Lineage: Eukaryota; Metazoa; Arthropoda; Insecta; Hemiptera; Aphididae.